AUGUCCUCCCGACGCCCUAUAUACUUCAAUCCCGCCGCCGCGACAGCGCGCUGCGCAGAACCCCAAACUGCGUCGCUCAAGGCAUUCCAUCAGUCGCUCCCUGGGUAUAAACGCACGCGCUUAACUGCGUUGCCGGAUUUGGCAGCGCAAAUUGGCGUUCGUGCUGUGUUUGUCAAAGAUGAGAGUGAUCGGUUUGGACUCCCUGCUUUUAAGGUGCUGGGUGCGUCGUGGGGUUGUUACAGGGCUAUUGUGGCGCAUUUGGGCCAGGCGCCUACAUCUAGUUUGGAGGAACUGGCGGUGCAGCUAAAGGGUACUUCGCUCACUUUGGUGGCUGCGACGGACGGUAAUCAUGGUCGCGCUGUUGCGUUCAUGGCGAGAUUGCUGGGUCUCGGGGCGCAUAUCUAUGUACCUCAAGCGAUGGACGAGACUACACGCGGACACAUUGCUGGGGAGGGUGCCAGUAUUUCUGUGGUUCGGGGUGGGUAUGAUCAGGCGGUGCAGGAGGCUGCAGAUGCUGUCAAAGCUAUGGACGGGGGACUCCUUGUUCAGGAUACCGCGUUCGCGGGAUACGAAGAAGUCCCCUCGUGGAUUGUGGAGGGAUACUCUACGAUGAUGGCAGAGGUGGAAGACCAGCUGGCGGAGAAGGGCUUGAAAUGCAGCGUGAUGGUUUCCCCGGUUGGGGUGGGCAGUCUAGCUCAUGCUGUCGCGAAGUACUGCAAGUCUCGGGACUCGCCGGCGACGAUGGUGGCCGUCGAACCGGAUACGGCGGCCUGCUUACACUCCAGCUUGACGAUCGGGAAAGCAGUGAGCGUCGACUCCUCGUCCACGAUCAUGGAUGGCAUGAACUGCGGGACGGUUUCGGCUACCGCGUGGCCCGACCUUCAGCGACUCGUCGACUCGUGUGUGACGGUCUCGUGCCAGGAGACUCACGGCGCGAUCCAGUAUCUCGCGACGCAAUCUGUGGCGGCUGGACCGUGCGGUGCUGCGUCGCUUGCUGCACUACGACGCCUUGCUUCUACGGGCGAGGCAAGCUUUCUAGGCCCAGAUGCUGUUGUCGUCUUGCUCAGCACGGAAGGACCACGGCCCUAUCCAACUCCAUUGGACGUGACUGUCGAGGACUCGGUUGGUCUGACGCAAGUUCUCACCACCAUUAACUCCUCUAAUCCAUCUCUAUCCGUGACCGACGGAAUUGGAGAAGACCAAAUCGUAGACUACCUAGCUGGGUGGUUCGCCCACCGCGGCAUCGAACAUCACCGGAUUGAAACCGUCCCUGGCCGACCGUCCAUCGUGGGCGUCAUACGUGGCACAGGGGGAGGCCGCUCACUAAUGUUCAACGGCCAUAUCGACACGGUCAGCCUUUCCAGCUACGAGAAAGAUGCCCUCGCCGGGUCACUCGACGAACGAGACGGUCGACAGGUGGUUCUGGGCCGUGGCUCUCUCGACAUGAAAGGCGGAUUAUCAGCAGCUCUAGCUUCCCUGGCCUCGGUCAAGGCCAGCGGAAACCUUCCUCGUGGCGACAUCAUCGUGACGGCGGUUUCUGACGAGGAAGACGCUUCCCAAGGCACACGGGAUGUACUCGCCGCGGGGUGGCGGGCAGACGCCGCCGUAAUCCCCGAGCCGACCAUGGAGACGCUCAUGACCGCGCACAAGGGGUUCAUAUGGGUUGAAAUCGACAUCCUCGGCGUUGCCGCUCACGGGUCCGACCCCGCCAACGGAAAGGACGCCAUUCUCUUAGCCGGGUGGUUCCUCCAGGCCCUGGAGCAGUACCAGCGUUCGCUCCCCGUCGACGAAACUCUGGGCGCGGCAUCCCUGCACUGCGGCCUGAUCCAUGGUGGACAGGAGCCGUCGUCCUACCCAGCCAAGUGCACCGUAACAGUUGAGUUCCGGACCGUCCCUGUGCAAACGGAAGCGUCCAUCCUGUCGGACCUCAACUCGAUGCUGGAGGGCAUUGUUCAGGAAAACCCACAGUUCCGGUACGCAGCACCCCGCAUUACGAUGGCCCGUCCGACCCAAAAGCUGCCCACGGACCAUCCGUUUGUUGAGAUGGUUCGGGCUUGCGAAACCGCUGUGUUUGGACGUCGGUCGACGCCGUCUGCUGCGGCUUUCUGGUGCGAUGCUGCGCUUCUCAGUCGUGAGGGGAUUCCGUCUGUUGUAUAUGGUCCUAAGGGACAUGGGCUACAUGGAAAGGAGGAGUGGGUGGAGGUUGAGAGCUUGCAGAAGCUGCAGCUUGUUUUUGAGAAUCUCAUCCGUGAAUUUUGCGGUUGA
Molecule: messenger RNA, 2265 nt
Organism: Aspergillus campestris IBT 28561
Lineage: Eukaryota; Fungi; Ascomycota; Eurotiomycetes; Eurotiales; Aspergillaceae
Product: putative diaminopropionate ammonia-lyase
Exons: 1
Coding region: 1-2265 (754 amino acids)
Molecular function (GO): hydrolase activity
Source: RefSeq, a predicted model, not a curated record